AUAAAUUUGUUGCAGAUCUGCGCAAAUUAUGGUGCACUCGCUGCUCGCUCUUAGCGUAGCGUAGAUGCAACUUUGUAGUGAGGGUGUUGAGUUAUCUCUAUUUAAUAAAAUAGCAAUUAUCUUUCUAACCGAAUUACGUCGUUUUCCUAAUAUAAAAGGAAGAAGUAGGAAUAAGAGAAUGUGGAAGGUCGUAGUUCGUGGAAUCCGAGAAACGUUGGAGCGACGUGUUUGUCGCACCAACAUUUACUCGCAAUCGUCGCAGGAUAACGCGAAGAACGAAGUCAAAACAAGCUUGACAUGCCAACAAAAAUUUCUUCCGCCAAUUUUUAUUACUUGUGAUAAGAGUUUUUGCGGAUCGGCUAAAAGCGCCGGUGCUAAAGAUAAGAAAUACGAAUGGAAUACCAAGCACAGUUGGCCAGAGGCUGUUGGUUGGUCCAGUGUAUUGGCAGCUGGAUGGGUUGUGUGCCAAACUCUUUGCUUCCGUAAAAGGAUCUUUGAUCGAGACAAUAAUGAGACUUUAAAAAGUAAAUUAUAUGAUUACUCUGGAGUUUCAUUUAUACUCAGGCAAAUAUUGAAUUUAAAACCAAAGAAUAUUCUGCCAGUCACUAAUUGUAUUGGUGAUAGUAAUAAAAAGUCUAAGCUGCAAAUCCAAGAUUCAGAUUCACAAUGGAGUGGAGCCAAACCGUUUGGUCCUAUCACCAUUGAAGAGGCUUUUAAAGAAGCUGCCGACGAAUUUUCAAACACUCAUAAAACAGUGUUAGGAGAGUUUGAACUUCGUUAUGGUAUAAAAGCAUUAGAGGAAAAACGUUAUAAAGAUGCUAUGAUGCAUUUUUCCGCGGGCGCUAAUCUAUCAUCCCCCGGAAGUAUGUUUAAUUUAGGUUUAUGUUACGAAUUAGGCAUUGGAACUUUAGCUGAUCAAAAGAAGGCUGUAAAAUAUUACAACGAUGCCGCAGCCCAUGAUCAUGCUGAUGCAUUAUAUAAUCUAGGAGUUUUCCAUGCCCAAGGAAGGGGCGGUUUACCGGUUGACAUUGAUAUCGCGCGCACUUAUUUCGUCAGAGCAGCCAAGCUGGGUCAGAUACAAGCACAAUAUGCACUUGAUUUAGAGAAAGCUGAGACUUUGCAGAAAAAUAACAAUAUCUCUACCAUAUCAAACAGAUGCUCAAAAACUGAAAGAAAUUUAGAAAAGAACAAGGCAAAUGGUACGCGCAUAAAAUUAAAUGGUUACACGGUGAAUACAAAUGUUGAUAGAAUAUUAAGUACAAAUUUCAUGGGAAAAUGUACGCUCGAGUCGUCGGAAUAUGAAAAAAUAGUCGAAGAUCCCACUCAAGUAUUUUUAGAUUUCCUCGGCUUAAGAGAAUCUAGUCAAACACCCAUUGUGAUAACUACCAAUGAUUGUCACGUGCCAUGUUAAAAAAAAAUACUUUUGUUAUAUCAUCAUAAGACUCAUCAAGCAGUAUCAUAUAAAUAGUACAAAUGUAUUAAUUUCUACAUUCACUCCUAUUUUUUUUUGUGUUAACAUUUUUGUGUCUAGUAUUAUUAUACGUAGAAAUACGUAUGACAUGUGUAAGAGCUAUAUCGAUGCAAAUAUUUGCUCAAUUUAUAAUGUCAUAUAAUUCAGGUUUUUACUUUAAGUCGCAAUCUCGUGUUUGUGACAUUAUUUUCACAUUUCAUCAUUUUCGUUAUUUUUCGUUUACGUUUAACAAAACAAGUAUAUAUAUUACAAAUAUAUAUAUAGUGCUUAAAGAUUUUUUAUAUUCAUCUUGUUAAAGUUAUAUGUAUAUAUAAUUUCAUCAAUACACAUUGUAUAUUAUAUGAUGCUUACAUUGAGCGGAAAGUUUAAAACUACUUAUAUUAUGUAUAAAUAUAAGUUAUAUUUUAUUAUAUUUAUAUAUAAUGUUACUUAAAUCGUGAUUGAGUUGGAACGUAACUGUGAUGAGCGAUUCAAAAAAUUAAAUGUGAAAACAUGCAUGAUACGACAUAUUAUAAUUGAGAAAAGUUCGGAUGUUGCACGCCCUCGCAAAAUUCUGAGUCCCAAUAAGAUUGUAAUAUUUGAUAUAUUGUAGUGAUAUAUUGCAGGACAAUUUUGAUUUAAUUUUAAAUGUAUAUAUUUUAUCAAGUCUUACAUUGGAAAAUCUCAUUUUAUUGAAUAAGAUGUAUAUUUUUAGAUUUAAAGUUUUAUAAUAUAGUUUGACACAAACAACAGCAAUGACGUUUAAUAAUUCGUGCUUGUACACUAUGUAGUGUGCAAAGUACAUAUGCGAAUAGUACAUAUAUAUCUAGUACAUAAUACAAAAAUAAAUUUUUUUAACUUCAUA
Messenger RNA from Formica exsecta, 2315 nucleotides. RefSeq lists its product as uncharacterized. The coding region runs from base 65 to 1411 and encodes 448 amino acids. The record is from RefSeq and is a predicted model, not a curated record. The transcript has 4 exons. Gene Ontology annotation, molecular function: protein binding. Lineage: Eukaryota; Metazoa; Arthropoda; Insecta; Hymenoptera; Formicidae.